AUGGGUGCUCAUGUUCCGCGCGAAGAGAAGUACUUCAAUCCGUACAACGGAAAGCGAUACACGUUUGCUACAUGGCUCUACGAUGUAGCCGUAUUCAUAUUCGACAUUAUAUUCACCAUUUUUUUCCGCGAGGUCGAAGUCCGGGGCAGCCACCAUAUGCCACCGAAGGGCACUCCCACAAUUUUGGUUUGCGCGCCGCAUGCUAACCAGUUUGUAGACGGAUCUUUGGUGAUGCGCCAGGUGCGAAAGUUGAAAGGAAACCGAUCGCGGCAAACGUGCCUAGUCACAGCUCAGGCGAGCUACGACAAGAAAUACAUUGGUAUUUUCAGCAAGUGUACAGGCGGCAUACCUGUGCCAAGGGCGCAGGAUAAUCUCAAGCUCGUCGAUCCCAGCAUCCAGAUCUACGUUCCUGAUUGGUCAAAUCCUACGAUAAUAAAGGGACGCUCAACCAACGCCAGCGUUGAAGUUAAUUUCAAAAGUCGAUUCGUGAGCAAGUCUUUGAUAGGCUUGCCGGAGUAUCUCGGAAAUGCCCAAAUCGCAGAAAUAAGGGACGAGGAAACUCUUGUUUUGAGCAAGCCUUUCAAAGAUACAGACAGAACUAGACAAUUACUCGCGGAAGGAACCCAGUUCAAAUAUGCCCCGAGGAUUGAUAACACAGUGGUUUUCCAAAAUGUGUUCAAUCAUUUGCACACGGGUGGUUGUGUGGGGAUUUUCCCCGAAGGAGGCUCUCAUGAUCGUCCCUCUCUUUUACCAAUCAAGGCGGGCGUUGCCAUCAUGGCGCUAGGCGCUGCAGCUGCGGAUCGCAAUAUAACCAUCUCAGUGGUUCCUUGUGGCAUUAACUAUUUCCACAGGAAUAGGUUUCGGUCUCGUGCAAUGCUGGAAUUUGGCGAACCUAUUCUUGUUGGCGCUGAAAUGGGACAAAAGUACGCUGACGAUCCGCGUGCUACUACCUCUGAGCUCCUCGAAACCAUUACUCAGGCCCUUUACGCCGUGACUGUCAACGCCCCCGAUUAUGAAACGUUGAUGACCAUUCAGGCAGCCAGAAGACUGUACGUCCCAUUGGCAAAGACGCGCCACGGACACCUACCGCUGCCUCUCGUUGUUGAAAUGAACAGAAGACUUCUGAUAGGCUACUCCAGAUACAAAGAUGACCCCCGAAUUAUGCAUUUGAAGAAAGCAGUGCUACGAUAUAACUCCAAACUGUACUCCCUUGGUUUAAAGGACCAUCAAGUUAUGAAACUGACUCCAAAAGGUGGUAAAUGGAACUCGAUGGUAACACUACUACCCAGAUUGAUUCAAGUCUAUAUUUUUGGAGUCCUGUCUUUACCAGGAACUAUCCUGUUCAUGCCUGUAUUUGUCACUUGCCAUUACUAUGCUAAGAAGAAGGCUGAAGAGGGUUUAAAGAAAUCACUGGUAAAAUUAAAAGGGGUGGACCUUUUAGCGACAUGGAAACUUUUAGUGGCUCUCGUUUUUGCGCCAACGCUGUACGUGCUGUAUUCUGGGAUUUUGUCGUGGCUAUAUCUCCUACAUCCUGACUGGUUUUCGUUCAUGUGGAUUCCUCGCGUAAUGUGCUUUAAGCAAGUGACAUUAUUUAUCUAUUUCUACGUUCUCCUCGUUCUCGCGACUUACGCUAGUUUCAGAACUGGUGAAAAGGGGAUGGAUUUGUUCAAGUCGUUACCGCCACUAGUCGUUUCUUUGGUUUAUCCCGAGCGCAAGCUAGCUGAAUUACAAAAAACACGCGAAAAGCUGAGUGCUGAGGUCACCCAAGUUUGCAAUGACUUAGGUCCAAGCGUUUUCCCUGACUUUGGUAAGUUUGCCAAUUUUCAGAAAAAGGUUGUCAAAGAGGAGGCGAGCGACGACGAAAUCUUUUCAACACGGAGCCGUUCAUCUUCGGUUCAUUCUAUGGCGUCUAAUCUUUCCAAUGCUCUCUCCAAAGUCAACUCCCGAGGUUCUCUCUCAGACGUGCCUAUCUUAGGAGAAGGACGCGUGACUGAUGACCAGGAAAACGAAGAUCAGCAAUUCGAAGUGGAAAACACCAAAGGCAGCUCUUCGAUCGCCAACAUGGUGAGGCUCAGACGAAAUAAUACCAAAGAUGAAUGA
Molecule: messenger RNA, 2100 nt
Organism: Lachancea mirantina
Lineage: Eukaryota; Fungi; Ascomycota; Saccharomycetes; Saccharomycetales; Saccharomycetaceae
Source: the annotation of a GenBank genome assembly